AUGACAAGUUAUUUAUCACCGUUACCAUUGUAUCCUUUUCCAGGAUCAAUUCGAAGACGUCGAAGUCACUCGUACGCCAACGUUCACGACACGUACGCUGAGGAAUGGACGCGCCCCCAGCCCCUCCUCCUCCACCCCCUUUACAGUCUACCUCGUCGCUUCUAUCAUCUAGCUGGAGGUCAUCAACCGAUAGUAACCGACAAGCACAUUCUACCGUAUCUGCGCCGCCCAAGCCCACCACUCCCCGGUUGGACGCUAAGACAUUACAGCACGCAGUCGCUGGCUUACGCAAGACCGAGUACGGUCGAUCGCUACAGGGUGACAUCGAGAAUUUAUCCAAUGGACGACUGGACGGAACGGAUCAACAAUUGUCUGGACGAUAUCGGUCGAACGGCUCGUUCGAUGUCCCGUUGGAAAGAAAUAAAACCGGAACAGCGUUUUAUGCUUCGUCCAAUGAUACCCGUGACCCUAUGCCGGUCGGGAACGUUCAUCGACACUCCGAUUCGCUAA
Molecule: messenger RNA, 510 nt
Organism: Brugia pahangi
Lineage: Eukaryota; Metazoa; Nematoda; Chromadorea; Rhabditida; Onchocercidae
Source: the annotation of a GenBank genome assembly